AUUGUUGCUUCUCAGAUCACACGAACCCCGGAAAACGGGGGCUUGGGAGACAGAGUCUUCAGGGAUGUUGGAGGAGGUCCUGGCGAAGUAUGCUGUGUGGCGACGACAUCGUUGAAAUUAAGAAACCGAUCUGUCGCUGUGGAAAUUGCUGUCUUCGAAGCCCUGACUCUAAGGCCUGGUCAUCCAUUCCCCCGUCCAUAAGGAUGACCGAUCCGCAAAAGGAUAAAACCGAAGAGGGCCCAGGCGCGGCAACUGCCAGUCGUCGCAACUCUGCCCGUACCAUUCAGUCAAUGGAGAGUGUCUACACUGUUUCGGAGGUCCAACAGCCGGAUCCCUUCCAGCCGAGGAACUACGAUGAGAACGAUGCGAAUGCUUUCGAGGCCCAGCGGUCCGUUAGUCCAGGUGAAGAACCGAUGGACAAUGAGGUUUCGCUGGCACCACCACCACCACAAGCACCGGCCCAACCGGCUCAGGCUCAGACACCAACCCAGCCCACCAUCCUGCUGAUAGUCGUCAACAAGCCAGAGCCGUAUCCGGGAAGAGGUUAUCCAGCACCUGGUGGAUACAUGGGCUAUCCUGGGCAGGGUGGAUAUCCUAAUUAUUAUUACUCACCGCCUAGAAACGGAGCGAGGAGAAAUCCUCCAGGAGUGGGCUACCCCCAAGAUCCAAAUUGCUAUCGUGAUGGCUAUCGAAAUGGUCGGAAUGGGUUCCAAGACGAUCGAAGGGCAUUUCCUAGAGAUGGUGUAGGCGGACAGCCUCCGAAUCGAAGACGCGAUUGUCGAUGUGACAAAAAGAAUAAGAAUCCUGUCGAUAUCGGUGGUCCAGAUGGAAUGAGCGGAGGAGGCGAAACCUGUAACUGCGUAAGUCCAGAGGAUUAUACAAUGCAAAGUAAUCAGCCUGGUCUCAGAGAAUGUGACUGCACUGAUUCGGAAGAUGGCCAGUUCGGGGGCACACCAACCAACACGAUGCACGACGCAAUGAGUAACCUGGAGGGAUAUGAGGACGAGAUGCGAUGGCAGGCCAAUAUGCAUCAACAGAAUGUGGUUGUGGCUGAUAACAAUAAGACGUCAUAUCGGUGUAUUACGGUACCCAUUUGCAUUACAACGGGAAAGAAGGAAUGCUGUCAGUGCUGCAAGUGCGCCGUCGCUCAAAAUGCUAUGGAUGAGGAACAAUACGAGGAGCAGGACUGCACCUGCAAUCCCCAGGGCAAGUGCAACUGUGUGGCGAACGGUGGACUUGAGGAUGAGUUCGGCUGCGAGUGCGAUCUUACCAAUUUGGAGCGCCUACUGCGCGAACUUCUCCCCAAUUCCUAUUGCAAGUGCUUCCUGAGAAAGAAACGACGCAAGCGCAUUCGAAAGAAAUGGGCACCCAAGAAAUUUUAUGAUCGGUUUGCCAGUCCCCCGUUUGUCAUAAAUCCCAUACCCAGAUGCCGUCCUUGUUGCUAUCCGUCAUGCUCUGGGGGUAAUUGCUUCCCAUGUUUCAACGCAUGCGGAUGGUAAUCGCAAUGGAUUCGGAAUUGAUAUUAGGGAUAUUAUUAGAGUCUGGAGAUGCUAAUAUGGUUCUAAGAUCACUUUCUUUCAACCGACAACCAAAACUUAAAAAAGUACUAACAGCAGAUCAUGUAGAAAUAUGGAUUUGAUUGAUGACUGAAGCCCUUCGAGAAUCCAGAAAGGACUUUAGCGUCUUACCCACCAGAGAUCCAGCACAAGCCCUUCGAUUAUCCCCAACAGUUCUACUUCAAAAUCCACUCUGAUAAUCCCUGAUAGACUUUACAAUUCCUGUUGGACCCAAUAAAAAAUGAAAUAAACCUGAGCCCCCAAUAA
Molecule: messenger RNA, 1823 nt
Organism: Drosophila ananassae
Lineage: Eukaryota; Metazoa; Arthropoda; Insecta; Diptera; Drosophilidae
Exons: 8
Coding region: 90-1499 (469 amino acids)
Source: RefSeq, a predicted model, not a curated record